AUGAAGAAAGAAAAUACACAAAUAAAAUAUUCUAAAUCUAGACAAGAAGGUAUUAAUAUCUAUUUUCAAGAGAAGAUUAAUGAUCUUGAAAAUAAACAAGCUGAAAUUACGGAUUUAUUAGUAAAAAAAAAAAAUGAUACUGAUAGGCUUAUUAUAAUAAACAAGGAAAAAAGUAACACUAUUAAUUCAAUUAAAGAAAAAAUUGCUGUUAUGGUAGAAGAUCAUACAUCUUAUAUAAAUGAAAUGAAUAAAUUCAAAAAAGAUAUUCAAGAGGCUUUAGAACAUAAACGACAUCAAUUGUCAAGAAUUGAAACAAAAUUAAGUAAAUUAAAACAAUUAUACAUUGGCACAUCUAACGAGCACAAUAGACUUAAAAAAACAUUUUCAGAAAGGACGCAAAUUAAAAAAGAUCUCGAAAAUAGGCUGGAACUAUUAAAUGAAACAAUUAAGAAAAAAUAUUGGGCUAAUACGGCGAGAUUAUCUUUAGCUCAACAAAUAGAGCUUGCAAACCAAGAGAUUUUGUCGUGGAGAUAUCGUUUACAACGCCAUUCAAUAUUGCUAAAUGAUACUAGGAGAAAGUUAUUUAAUGAACUACAAGAUAUAAAAGGGAAUAUACGAGUAUUUUGUAGAAUUCGACCUCCAACAAUUUCUGAACAGGAUUCUUGUAUCAAAUAUGAUAUUUCAGAGGAUGCAUCCACAAUUACUAUAAAAAACUCAACCCCGAGAGGUAUAAGCCUUUUAACAUUUAAAUUUGACUAUAUUUUCUCAUCAAUUUCAACUCAAUCUGAAGUAUUUGAAGAAGUUUCACAGCUUAUUCAAUCUGCUUUAGAUGGUUAUAAUGUUUCUUUGUUUUCAUAUGGGCAAACUGGAAGCGGAAAAACUUUCACUAUGAUGGGCGGAAAGGACGAAAACGAGUAUGGAAUGAUUCCUAGAGCUCUUAAUUUAAUUUUUGAAAGCAUUGAUAGGAAUAUUGAAAAGGGGUGGUCAUAUCACAUCGAAUAUUCUGCAAUUGAAGUUUACAACGAAACUAUACGUGACCUGACUACGACUAAACAAAAAAAUUCGGAAGUAAAAAUAGAUCAAUUUGGGUCUGCAACAAUUGUUGGUAUAAAUUCAAUCAAAGUCGGCGGCAUUAAUGAUAUAAAUAACUUACUUAAAAUAGCACAAAAAAACCGAUCGGAAGCAUCAACAGAUUGUAAUGAAAGAAGCUCAAGAUCACACAGUAUUAUUCAAUUAAAAAUAUCUGGAAAACAUGGUAAGGGAACAGAUACACCAAAUAAUGACUCAAGAAAUAUAAACUCAACACUUUCAUUAAUUGACUUGGCCGGAUCAGAAAGAGCUAGCAAAAGUGGUGUUACAGGAGAGAGAAUGAAGGAAACUCAAUUCAUUAAUAAGUCCUUAAGUGCACUAGGAGAUGUAAUUCAAUCUAUAAAUUUAGAAAAGGAUCAUAUACCUUUUAGAAACAGCAAACUAACAAUGAUUCUUAAAAAUUCACUCGGAGGGAAUAGUAAGGCUGCCAUGUUAGUUCAUAUCUCACCCUCCUUGAAUUCCAUAAAUGAGACUAUUAGCUCGCUAAGAUUUGCAUCAAAAGUUCAAAACUGUAUAACAAAUCGUAACAAAGAAAAAAACUGA
Cryptosporidium ubiquitum is the source of this 1632-nucleotide messenger RNA. Its product is annotated as kinesin-related protein k2. The transcript has a single exon. Lineage: Eukaryota; Apicomplexa; Conoidasida; Eucoccidiorida; Cryptosporidiidae. Gene Ontology annotation, molecular function: ATP binding; microtubule motor activity; microtubule binding. Bases 1 to 1632 code for a protein of 543 amino acids. The record is from RefSeq and is a predicted model, not a curated record. Gene Ontology annotation, biological process: microtubule-based movement.